Messenger RNA from Fusarium subglutinans, 600 nucleotides. Its product is annotated as aryl-alcohol dehydrogenase. Bases 1 to 600 code for a protein of 199 amino acids. The record is from RefSeq and is a predicted model, not a curated record. NCBI's taxonomy places the organism in Eukaryota, Fungi, Ascomycota, Sordariomycetes, Hypocreales, Nectriaceae. The transcript has a single exon.
AUGCAUUUCUCUAUCAUCAUUCCGGCCCUUCUCUCCUCCUCGGCCCUUGGGCUCGCCGUACCCCAGGCCGAGGAUUCAAAGCUCAUAGAACGUUUCGGCGGCCCUGGGGCCUCUCUGGAGGAGGGUUUCACCACCUCUGAGGAUACUACUUCAGGCGGAUCCUACCGGGUUCAAAUGGACGACGAUGAAGUCGCAAAUCAUACCAAGGUUGACAUGAACCUUGAGUCGAUAGGCGUAGGCGACGACACUUCGUCGGCGUUCUGGCGAGUGACCUGUGAGGGCUCCUCACUUAAUGAAACUGAUGCCGACAUCGCGAUCAACCUGUUGAUUACCGGGUGCGGAAGUGGCCACUUCGAUGUACCGCCAUACGAUCACUACUACAUUAUCUCCGGGAAGGUGGCCAGUUACUUUUGCAACAACAGCUCUGGACAGCCCACUUGCAACGCAACGGUUAUUCGCGAGCAGAUCCGGGACCGUGUGAGUGGCCGAUGUGGCGAUUACAAGGCAGGUUGGGCACGCUGGGACGGUUCCAAUGGUCACGUCAGCGUGGGUUACCAGAACGUUGAUAGCGAAAACUUUUUCUGCGGCCGGAAUCACUAA